Molecule: messenger RNA, 1242 nt
Organism: Lindgomyces ingoldianus
Lineage: Eukaryota; Fungi; Ascomycota; Dothideomycetes; Pleosporales; Lindgomycetaceae
Product: palmitoyltransferase swf1
Exons: 2
Coding region: 1-1242 (413 amino acids)
Biological process (GO): protein targeting to membrane; peptidyl-L-cysteine S-palmitoylation
Cellular component (GO): Golgi apparatus; endoplasmic reticulum
Molecular function (GO): protein-cysteine S-palmitoyltransferase activity
Source: RefSeq, a predicted model, not a curated record
AUGGCCUUUGCUCGCAACAUUGCCAUCUUCACUGUUACUCUGUCACUUCUUGUCUUCAUCGCUUUCUUCGGCCGCCUUCCUGCCUUCAGGUCCACGCCUAUUGGUUUCCUCCAUCGUUUACUCAUCAUUCACAUCCCCUCCUCCCUCCGCAGCCUUGACCUCUACUUCACUAAUGGACGCAUUACGAGUGGUAGCUCCCGCUUGGGACACUACCUCAUGUACGAGAAGCAUCCUGUAGUCGUCAUCUUCUUCCUCGGCCUCCUUACAGGUAGCACUGCCCUCUUCGUUCCUGUCAUAUGGUCCCGCCUACCACUCCACCACCAAAUACUCAUUCCCCUCAUACUCCCGCUGCCCUACAUCUUCACCUACCUAAGUGCGACAAGGAAUCAUCAUGCAUACAUUACUGAGCUAAAUCAUGCGGCCCAAAUGCGAUGCUAUCCCUAUGACAGGAUACUGUAUUAUCCAGGGAACCCAUGCCAAACGUGUCUGUUCAUCAAGCCCGCGAGGAGUAAACACUGCAGUAUCUGCAAGAUGUGUGUUGCGCGGAUGGACCACCACUGUAUAUGGGUAAACAACUGUCUCGGACGGGGAAAUUACAGAUGGUUCCUCGCCCUCCUGCUCUCCACAGGUACCCUGCUCGCGUACGGUGCCUAUCUAGCCUACAUGAUCAUUUCCCCCCUCGCAAAAGACCACUACGAAACAUAUGAACACUGGUAUAAAUACGAACUAGAUCCCACGGCAGAUCCUUCGAGUUGGCUUACAUACCUGGACAUGAAACUCCACUACUUUCUCAUGUUUACUAGCAUCUACCUCGAGGAAGGCGGUCUCCGCGCCUCAGGUGUUGGGCUCCUUGCUCUCCUCACCUGGCCGCUUCCACUCGCACUCUUCGGCUACCAUAUCUACCUCAUCUGGGUGGGCAUGACCACCAACGAGAGCGGGAAAUGGGCCGAUUGGCGCGACGACAUGAACGAUGGCGUUGUAUUCCUCGGACAACGUCGUCAGGAUACCUUGCAAUCCAUCUACCAGACUCUGCCAGAGGAAGAAGAACCACGAACGACAUGGCCACUGGAAAGCCGGCAUAUUCUGGUCCGUACGAUGAAUGGCGAGCCGCCGCAAAAUCUGCCGAGCAGGAUUCGAUCAGUCGCGAAGGAGGAUUCGUUCCAGCGGGUAUGGAGCUUGCGGGAGGUGGAGAAUGUGUAUGAUUUAGGCUUCUGGGAUAAUUUCCGCGAGGCUUUGAAAUGA